AUGGAUUUCAAUUACCUUGUAGCAAAUGACCCAAAACAAGUAAGAAGACUUGAAGAACUCGGAUUCGAUUUGGACUCACUUUUCUUUAUGACCAAAGACCUCUUCUCUAUAUUUGAUGACCUAGAACUCCCUGCUAGAGAAAUCGAAGAAUUCUGCACAAGGCUCAAAAAUGUAUAUGAUGUCUAUGAAGGCAAGCCUUUCCCUACAAAUAUUGUGCUUUAUGAAAACAGUAGAACUCUUCCUACAAGACUUUGUGUAGAAAAUAAAGAUACAGGAAAAACAGUAUUUUUCAGGCUGGUCCCAGGACAAGGAAAACUAGAAAAAUGCAAUGUUCUCUACAGAUGUGAAGUCUGCCGCAAUGAUGUUCCAAUAAAAAGAUGUGAUACUAAAAGACAUAUAGCUUCAAAACAUAAUAAUUUACUUUAA
Molecule: messenger RNA, 426 nt
Organism: Blepharisma stoltei
Lineage: Eukaryota; Ciliophora; Heterotrichea; Heterotrichida; Blepharismidae
Source: the annotation of a GenBank genome assembly